This is a messenger RNA of Penicillium coprophilum, 333 nucleotides long. RefSeq lists its product as uncharacterized. NCBI's taxonomy places the organism in Eukaryota, Fungi, Ascomycota, Eurotiomycetes, Eurotiales, Aspergillaceae. The transcript has a single exon. Bases 1 to 333 code for a protein of 110 amino acids. The record is from RefSeq and is a predicted model, not a curated record.
AUGCCUAUCAUCCCACGCACAAUAGAGUCAACACUCACACAACCAUCCACAAUGAAUGACGCCACAGCCCUACUCAAGCGCAGCAGCAUGUCCAAUCCCGACAAAUAUCCACUCUACAUCUUCCUCAUCAUCGCCGGCUGCAUUGUAUGCGGACUCAUCGGGUUCAGUGUAUACACUAUGUUCUACGGUCUCGACGACUCCCAGACUGUCAAAGACAUCCCGCACGAGCAACGAAGAUACUUGCGCGAGGUUAGACAGCGGAAUUUGAACACGUUGGCUAUUGAGGCAAGGAGGCCUGAUUUGAUUGUCCCUAUUAGGGAAUUGGAUGUAUGA